AUGCGAGGCGUCCGUUCCCGAACGAAAUGCUCGCGGGACUCACCACCUCGUUCCGCAUUGCCUUUUCGAUCUGUCGUCACUUCGUUUCUCUCCCUUUUCGUUAUUAUUCUUCAUUACAUCGCGUCCAUUGAUGACCUGGAGAACGAGGCGAUCGGAGCAAUCUUCUUCGUGCUGAUUAUUUUGAAGCAGUUCGCCGUCGUCGUUGCAAUCUGCGAACAAGGGGAUAAAACGACGCGAACCAUUUGUUUCUUUGUCGUACGUUUUUUAGAAUAGAAAUUCUGUCAAUUUCGACAUUUUUUCAGUAUGAAAGUGUUCCUCUGUGAAGGAUUUUGAGAAAUGCUGUAGCUUUCAGUUUGCGGCCAUAACCGUCACGAUUCUCAAAAUCACUGUGGAUAUCUCAGAAAAUUAAGGAAGACAGAAAUCGCGUGCACUUCAUGUCUUUAUAAUUAUCUGAGAGAUUGGUGAGAAUUGCGAUUUUUAGUUCUAAACAUAAGAAUCGAUUUUUUAGCCAGGGUUGCCGAGAGUUUCGUCCUGGAGGAGAUGUACAUCGUGAUGCGAGAGAUGCACCAAUUUCAGCGUGA
Molecule: messenger RNA, 581 nt
Organism: Caenorhabditis sp. 36 PRJEB53466
Lineage: Eukaryota; Metazoa; Nematoda; Chromadorea; Rhabditida; Rhabditidae
Source: the annotation of a GenBank genome assembly